CCUCGUAACAUAUAUAUUAACUCUAAAAAACCAUGUCUAAAUAUUCCUCUACCUUGAAACUUCUCUAUUUGGUUAUCCUAUCAGCUUUUGCCAUCCUGCAAGUAACAAUGGCCAGCGACCCAGACAUUCUCAUUGACUACAAAAUAAGGGAAUGGAACAACCCAGAUAGGAAAUUCUUCACCUUCAAGGGCUUUCAUGUGCUCGUUGGUCAAAACCCUUCACCCUCAACCUUUAAGGUGUCGAAAGCGAGCAUGGUAGAGUUUCCUUCUCUGAAUGGAAAAAGUGUGUCUUAUGCUGUCCUUCAGUUCCCAGGUGGGAAUGUCAACCCACCCCACACUCACCCUCGUUCUUCUGAAGUAGGGUUUGUCGACACAACCACCAACAAGCUCUGCACCCAGAGCCUUCAAAUCGGGGAUGUGUUAGUUUUCCCCAGUGGUCUUGCCCACUUCCAACACAAUGUCGAUGCUAAGAAUCCUGCUCUUGCUAUUUCGGCCUUUGGUAGUGCUAAUGCUGGCACGGUUUCUCUUCCUAACACGUUUUUUAACACGUCUAUUGAUGACACUGUCUUGGCUUUGGCCUUCAAGACCGAUGUUGCCACCAUUCGAAAUUUGAAAGGGUUGGCUUCCUAG
This is a messenger RNA of Glycine soja, 629 nucleotides long. Its product is annotated as germin-like protein 9-3. The transcript has 2 exons. NCBI's taxonomy places the organism in Eukaryota, Viridiplantae, Streptophyta, Magnoliopsida, Fabales, Fabaceae. Gene Ontology annotation, molecular function: manganese ion binding. The record is from RefSeq and is a predicted model, not a curated record. Gene Ontology annotation, cellular component: cell wall. The coding region runs from base 33 to 629 and encodes 198 amino acids.